This is a messenger RNA of Volvox carteri f. nagariensis, 207 nucleotides long. RefSeq lists its product as uncharacterized. Gene Ontology annotation, molecular function: calcium ion binding. The record is from RefSeq and is a predicted model, not a curated record. The transcript has a single exon. The annotation marks the transcript as partial. NCBI's taxonomy places the organism in Eukaryota, Viridiplantae, Chlorophyta, Chlorophyceae, Chlamydomonadales, Volvocaceae.
GACGCCUCGGAUCAGGUCAAAUUCCGCGACCUGUUCGACAGCUUCGACACCGACCGCAGCGGCACGCUCGAGGUGGGCGAGCUGGCUCAGCUGGUGUCGCAGCUGGUUCCCGGAGUGAGCGCCGCGGAGGUGCGCUACGUCAUGGCCAUGUUGGACAGCUCCGGAGACGGACACGUCACGCAGCAGGAGUUCCUGGCGGCGGCGAAG